Penicillium soppii is the source of this 4533-nucleotide messenger RNA. RefSeq lists its product as uncharacterized. Lineage: Eukaryota; Fungi; Ascomycota; Eurotiomycetes; Eurotiales; Aspergillaceae. The transcript has a single exon. The record is from RefSeq and is a predicted model, not a curated record. The coding region runs from base 1 to 4533 and encodes 1510 amino acids.
AUGUCGUACAGUUCUGGUCACAUGCAAGACCCUUCAAAUCUGCCCGUCAAUACUGGUGCCUAUGGUCGACAAAGAUCACAAAUUGCAAGACCAGUCAACAACCUACCAAUCAAUCAUACCCCUAGGAGCAGGACCUCAUCCAUCUCAGAUGUCGAUACUCAACCAGUAUCAGCGCCGGCCGUCAAAAGAUCUACCAGUCGUGGAAACCGGCUGUCCAUGCUUCCACGGCCCAGUAUUGGCAGUACGGCAUCUCCAACUACGCCGGUGUCGGCUGCGUCUUCUCAAAAUUCCACCCAGCCUUCGUUCUCGUCAUUUUCAAGUCCCGAUGUUAACAACACUUCGCCUUUUGUUGCUGGACAACAAUUGCCCCCAAAGCGAGCACGGAACGUUUUGCGGAGAAGGGCACCGACAAUAGGACAGCACGUGGAGCAAUCUCAUCCUAACAAGCUUAGUCUUGUCAUUCCACAGGGUUCUCAACGAGUUGACAUGAACAAUGCCUCCAUCUACAAUCAAUCGGCAUCUUCAAUGUCGGCCCACUCUGCUUCUUCGUACAAACCAAAGGACAAGAGCCAUAGCAGCGUUACUGUCAACUCGGCAGGUUCCAAAUUGAAUGGCCCGAAAGAGCUGGCAAGUCUGAGAACAACGGUUGAUACUCAAAACUUGCCACCCCCUCCCGCACCCUUUUUUCCGGCAAGCAGCCCCUCAACAAGAUAUUCGGUUUCUCCGAGUAUUUGGAGUCGAGGAUCCACACCAACUUCAUUAUCCUCUUAUUCCCCAGGUAUUGUGCACUCUACAAAGAUUGGUCGUUCGAGGCAGCCAAGCCAAUCUCAAACGAGAUUACCUGUUUUUUCUCCUUCAGCAGUACACCCGAGUCCUCAACAAGACAAAAUAGAAGUCAAGAUACAGAUGCAAGUUGGUACAAAGACCCCUGAUCCGAGACCAGUACGGGAUAUCAAGUACCGUGGACCUCCAACGGUCAAACCCUCCUCAUCGGACAUUCGAGGACCCCCUCGUAGUCCUCCCCCACGAAAGUCAUCAGUCAACUUUAGCCCUCCACAAGCCACAGAUAUCGAUGUGGAACAGGCUCGUAAGGAAGUGGAGGAGGCUGAGAGGCCUUUAUUUGAUCCAAAAGGGGCAAUGGAAUGUUCCUCCACACGCAUUGCGGAGGCACCACAGAUGCCCCAGACCCCACCACGACCAAGCAGAGAUGGUACUCACCGCUUGGUUCUUGAAACAUCACCUAUUGUCCAAAGCAACUUGCGCUAUAUCAGAACAACAGGCCAUACAAGGCGCGAGUCGAUAGAGAAGAUUUUAGCAAGCCAGCGGCCCACUCCGAUUCCAAAUCAAUCGGCCGCCGCGUCAAUUGACUCGCUCCAUUCGAGAACUAUCUCACGGGUGUCGUCUGGUGAUGAUGCUUCUCCAGUAUUACUUCGAAAGUCACCUCGGACGCUGACAAAGGAGAUUCCGAAAGAGAAGGUGGAACCAAAGAGGAUACCAGUGCCUAAGCGAUUUGGUCUUUUCCCGAAAAAGUCCAAGCCAGACUUUGCUGAGAACACGAUAGAACAAGCCCGGCUUCCUCGCAAAGGCCCUGCGGCGGGAACUGGGCAUGAGGGUUACGGCAAAUACGGACAACGCGGCCGAAAGGCAAGCGGAAGUAGCAGCAGUGGCACGAGAACCAGAUCGACAAGCACUACUCGGAGUGCCGCCAGCAAGAAUAGUUCUUCCAGCCGGCCGGAACUGGAUAUCGAUGAGUUUUUGAUGAGCCGUCUGGAGCCUGUCAUUAUCAACGGUGGGGGUGUCGAUGGCGCAUCUUUGUCACGGACGCAGAGUGAACAGAGUAUGAGCAGUGUCAGUGUUGCAUCUACUUCGAACUUGCCUUACCAAGCGCUCUCAUACUCGACUGGGCCUUCUACCGACUCCCUUGCAACUUCGACUGGGACAUUCGGCGAGACUAUUACACCAAGUGAAUUUAGUGGCACGACACGGAGCCAGAGCCCCGAACGUCAACCGAAGUCUGUAGGUCGUCCGAACCCAUCCAAGUCGCACGUUCCAGUGCCCAAAGGCAAGAGACACGGUGUGUUCGCGAACCCUCAAGCUGCCCUGACCAACAUUUCACUAUCGAGUCAGCCGUCGAGCAUUGUGGCUCCGAGUCAACCGAAACGUGCUGGUCAGCAGUCCUCGGACAAAUCACUCAAGUCCACACAGGAUGAGCCACAGCAAUCCAAGAAAGGCAAAGCAUCAAUGUGGAGUUUCUUCCAGAAGAGCCGUGCCAAUGAGCAGAAAGCUGCGCCUCCGACAACUGAACCCCAAAUCAGCAAGCUACAUGCAACCAUCACCCCAGCGCUGAACACUCGAACUGUCGCCCAUUACGCCCUGGUCGAUGCUGACUCAGACGAUUUGAACGAAACCAUCAAGAACAUCGAGGACUCGCCACCAACCGAAGAGGAAGAAACGUUCAAACCAGUGGAAGUUCCACAAGGCUUGAAGAUCCGCAAGAGAGAACCUUCGAUCCUCCUGCCUCCUCCACCAAAAUUGCACGGCGAGUUCGAGAAAGACGACCGCCCAUCCCCAAGAACGGCCAUGUUCAAUCGCAACCUCAUCCCCCCAGAAAUGGAGACCUCACCCGAACGCCCAAGACGACUAGCUUCUAUUGGCCGUAUUCCCCAGGUCGUCUCUAGGCGCGAUAGACAUCAUCGACCCGCUAUGCAGUCCUUCUCGCGUCCUUUCAGUUUGGUCGAGUCUCCGUCCCUCACUGUCCCAACAACACAGACUAUGUGUGAUCCCCCGCUGGCAGCAACUGCAAAUGUACCCUUGAAUCUGGGCAUUGCGCUCAAUGAAUCUCCUGAAUGGGGCCAUGGAUUCAAUCCGACUUUCAGCGCGUCCGAGAACACCAGUGCUUUAGAAUUCCUCGCUGGUCCGUUUUCAACAUACGAGUUUCUCAAAUUUCCACCGAAAAAAGGGUCAACCUCGUCAGAUAGCUCCGGCGCGAUGGCUGCCGUGACGGCUGUGCCGCCAGUUCAUGGUUCCCCGCCGACAGAGGACGAGGUAUGGAAUGAGUAUGAUGAUCUUAUUGAUCACGUUCUGUCGCCGGAUGAACCCAAGUCCGAGAAGACGGGCAGGACUGACGAAGAGGACCGUUUUCAACUUGCCACUAUGGCUAGCAGGGCUCUCCAAGAUGAGUUGAAUAGUGCGCACCAUCUUCAGUCGGUGCCUGGUGGCGCUUCGGCUCGAUCCAGUGGCAGCUCGGUUCAUCUUCGUCGAUCGCGUAUCGUCUCGGCUCUGCAGUCUUCUACUGCCCCUUCUUCUCAGCCUUCGUAUAGUGACCUUGCUGAGCAAUAUGAUAAUCUCGAUGAAUUGAAGGAGGAGCUUGUCGAUUCUUCUGAGCAGUCGUCUGCUAACGAUCAGCGCCGCGAGAACCAGUCUACUUUCCUCAACUCGCUUGCUGCUGUUCCUUCUCCCAGACCCAAGAUUCAUCGCGAACAAGAGGCCAGCUCGUCAGAGCGUGAAUGGGAUGCAGAGACGAAUGCCAAUAUGCGUUCCGCUUCAUUGAUGACAAGCCGCUGGCUAUCGUUCGGUCGAGUCCUCUUUAGCCCAGCCCAUAACCACGUCAAAGCCGGAGCCCAAGGACGAAUCCUCAUGAUUGAUGGGCUGGGCAAUGACGACUGGUCUUUCUACUGCUCUCUGACAUACCCAGAUGCAGAAGUCUACAGCCUCGGUGGCCGCCCCGUCUCUACAUCAGUCCCCCACCCCGCCGCAUGGAAACCCCCAACAAACCACCACAUCGUCUAUCACGCUGGCCUCGGAAAUCCCCUCCCCUUCCCAAAAGACUACUUCACCGUCGUGGUACUACGCUUCCCAGCCGUAUGCUCGGAAGCGGUACAGAGAAACAUCGUGCAAGAAUCCAAGCGCGUCCUACGCACAGGCGGCUAUCUCGAGAUGACCCUCUUAGACCGCGACAUGGUCAACAUGGGCCCGCAGACGCGCAAAGCCGUCCGCCACCUGAAAGAGACGACCUGUCUCUCCGACGCAACCCUCUGCCUCAAGCCCACGAGCGACAGCAUCCAGCGCGAGAUCGGCGCCCACGGUUUCGACAGUCUCCGCCGCUGCAUGGUCCGUAUCCCUGUCGCAGGAAUGGUCCUCCGCUCCUCGGACUCCUCGUCCCACUCUUUCUCCUCAAUGACCAAUCCCUCCGCGUUCUCAUUGCCUACCAUCUCCAUUACGACACCCGGCAGCACGAGCACACGCACCGCGUCGAAAUCGCCCUCCUCAGCCAACAUCUCCCUGGGCGAUCUCCUCUCCGACCCAUCCCCAUCACCGGCAAACGACGAGUCCAUCGCUAAAAUCGUCGCCCGCGUCGGGAGAUGGUGGUACUCGAAAUGCUAUGAGGAUCCAAUCUUCUCGCGCGCCGAGACAACCAUGUGGAAUGACCGCAGGGUGCUGCGCGAGUGCCAGAAGCGCGGGACGGGCUUCCGCAUGUUUAUCGCUUAUGCGCAGAAACCGAGUGAAGUUCCCCGGCGCACGGCGAGUGUCUGA